GUGUAUCCACCUAAUCCCCUCACUGUCGCACAAGACUCAUUCUUUCCCCCCUCCCCCCUGGAAACAAAAGCAAAGACACCUCGAGUAUCUUUCGACGCGGUUGGCCACAAAUUCCAGCCGCAACCUAAAACGAUUGGUUAUCUCCUUCUGAGCGAUAUCCUGAAGCCCUCCCUCCACGGUUUCCUCGAUUUCAAACCCAGGCCCUCACUCACCCGGACCCGGGCGAUCGCUCCAUAUAAGAUUGCACGCACCCGGUCACUACAACGUACCUGGUUUUAAGGAAGGAAGUAUGGCGACAGCGCUGAAUUAUCAGCCUUGCAUACUUCCUUAGUAGAGAAUACGGCAGAUAAAGCCUGGCUCUACAUGCUGAAUUACCUGAUAUGUCGACGACAACAGUUUCGAAACCUUCGCCUUCAGGGUCAUGGAGCCCUGGAGGCUUCCCUUCGACCACACCCAGCGGAAAGCACGAAAUUGCCACACCGCCUUCUGUGGGCCAAGCUGCAACGCCCUUCCGGGCUGGAAACAAUAAUAUCGAUUCGCAGCCAUUACGUGACGCAAGUCCCAGCUACUUCAACAUAGUCGGCGAUACUAGCACAUUUCAUAUUCAUUUCCCCCCCCAGAUCUCUAGAGAUGCCACACCCCUGGUACAUCCCAGCAUCUAUACAAGGGGUCAGAGGCCCUUCCAAUCAACACCCGGGCCGGACGUUUCAGGCUCGAAUAUCCUCCCCGCGAGCUGGCAAAGUUUGAGUACAUUGUCUACACAGCACCAUGAUAGUGACAAAACCUCCGGCGUGGCGGCGACACCGUUCUACACUCCCCCAGCGUGGCCAUGGAAGGGGCAGUUUGGUAACGCUGAACAAACCCCAGUACGGGAAAGCCAAAAGUUGAUUCAAAAAGAAGGACACCAGCUGAAAUCCCCCCAGGACCGGAAAUCUAGCCCACUUCAACCACCAAUACCGACAGUCCAUGUCACACGUCCUGGCCCAUCACGCCCAUUCGACCAGGGCAGCCUACCAGCAACGGCAUCUGCGCCAGCGCUCUCCCCGUACGGUUCGGGCCUACCAAGUCUUCAACGAUCCGAGACCUCUCCGGCGUCAGUUGACAAUGGUAGCGUAAAGAUGAUUUCGAGUCAAUGCUGCAAAGAUUUGUUAAGCACCAAGUCGGACGUGACUCUGGUAUUAGAUAUCCGCCCCUAUCCACAGUAUUCUCAGGGUAGAAUUAAAGGUUCUCUGAACUUGUGCAUUCCGACAACCUUACUUAAGAGGCCGUCAUUCAAUUUGGAGAAACUUAAAGAUACCCUUGCAGGUGACGACGAAAAAGAAAAAUUCUCCAAUUGGCACAAUAGCUCGCAGAUUGUCGUGUACGACGCGGCUACAACCCUUAUCAAAGAUGCGUCUGCUCUGGUAAACGUCCUAAAGAAAUUCACAAACGAAGGAUGGAGUGGAGAACCAAUGAUUUUGCGGGGAGGAUUCUCGCAGUUCUCCGUCCAGUUUCCGGACUUAGUCGAGAAAAAACCAGACGAAACUCCUAUGAAACCACCAAAGCAACCUUUAUCCAUUAGUCUAUCAUUUUCAGGACCAUCGUCAAUAUCGGGAGGAUGUCUUAUUCCCCCGUCUACACCCUCUCUCAAUCCAAUGUACAACAGUAUUCGCCAGAGUACUGAAUUGGUGAAUGGAGUUGGGCAAAUACCCAUAAAGCUUCCAUCAACACUGACAGAGCGAGCGAGGAACUCAUUGCCUUCAUGGCUCGCCAAGGCAGCUGAUGUUCAGGACAAUGGCAAAUCAGUAUCCAACAAAUUUCUGGCGAUUGAAAAAGCAGAGCAAUGCCGCAUGCAAGAAGCAUUGUCGGAUUCCGGGACAUACGGCAGCGCGACAGCACAAGGCUCAAAGUCGUCCUAUCGUAUUGCAGGACUUGAACAGGGCAAUAAGAAUCGAUAUAACAAUAUUUAUCCCUAUGAACAUUGUCGUGUUAGAUUGGGAAGUACCGUCCAGGGGUCCUGCGACUAUGUAAAUGCGAGUUACGUGAAGGCCAGUCGGUCGAACAAGCUUUACAUUGCCACGCAGGCGCCGCUUCCAAGCACAUUCAAGGACUUUUGGCACGUCGUUUGGGAGCAAGAUGCUCGAUUGAUCGUCAUGUUGACUGCCGAGUCGGAAGGGCUGCAACUGAAGUGCCAUCCGUAUUGGCAAUCAAACGCUUAUGGCCCAUUUAGGGUGACACUGAUGAAUGAAUAUAAAGUCCCUCUACAUGUCCCACCGCUAUCUCCAAACAAACGCACACAUAGCCGGCGGGAGUCAACAGGUCCGAGUUCGUUCGAGGAGCUCUAUAUGAUCGUCCGGCACCUCACCAUAAUCCACGAAUCUCUACCUUUUGAGCCCUUACGGGAAAUCACACAGAUCCAAUACUCGCACUGGCCUGAUUUCGGCACCCCUUCCCGGCCGGCGCAUCUCCUUCGAGUCAUUGAAGAGACGAACAAAUUUUCAAACGCCAGUAAUGGCAGAGGGCCGGAAUGCAUACAGGACCCCGAGCCUCCAGAUCCACGAAAGAUCGUCGUCCACUGUAGUGCAGGCUGUGGUCGAACAGGCACCUUCUGUACAAUUGACAGUGUUAUUGACAUGCUCAAACGGCAAAGGAGACGUGGUGAAGGUGAAGAUGGCUGGGUGUACCGUGAUGACCUCGAUUUGAUAGCCAGCACAGUCGAAGAUUUCCGUUGCCAACGACUGAGUAUGGUGCAAAGCCUACGGCAGUUUGUAUUAUGCUAUGAAAGUAUUCUAGAAUGGUUGGCGUCCCAGCCGGAAAAUAAAGAGAAUUGACAAUAAUCAGGUUAAAAGAUUGGAGGAUCGGUGUUCAGCAUAAUGAUUUGUUCUUUUGGCAAAGGUAUUGCAUCUUUCUGGAAGCAGGAUUGGUGGUGUUUGGGGAAGUGGGAUCAAAAGACCUAUGUUCAGCCUUGUUACCUACUACCUACUACCUACAGCAUGCUCAUGGAACCCAACGUGGGGUUUGAUUCUGAGGGACGAAUGUCCACCACCUGAUGACGUUAUGAACCUAGAAUCCUUACAGUGUAUUCAGCAUUCUUUGCUAUGUUUUUGCUUCUGUUCUUUGCUAGCAGCAGGACAGCUGGCUAGUUAAAUAGUAUUCUUUUCGGACGAUUGCGAGGUAUUGUUAGCUAAUUAGUCGGAUAGACUUGGGUGUCUAAACUCUGCGCGCUCAUCCAGUGUUGCUCC
Molecule: messenger RNA, 3221 nt
Organism: Coccidioides immitis RS
Lineage: Eukaryota; Fungi; Ascomycota; Eurotiomycetes; Onygenales; Onygenaceae
Product: protein tyrosine phosphatase
Exons: 2
Coding region: 381-2810 (809 amino acids)
Biological process (GO): protein dephosphorylation
Molecular function (GO): protein tyrosine phosphatase activity
Source: RefSeq, a predicted model, not a curated record